GUCAUCUGCUUACAAUCUUAAAUUUUCCUUUCCCCUAAAAGAGAUGACAUCUGUGACACCUAGUACUCCGGCUUCUAAGAUUGAAAAAACUCCAGUGUCUACUCCUGGAGGUUCGAGGGGCAGGAAGGAGAACAUUUUGGUAACUGUACGUUUGAGGCCCCUUAGCAAAAAAGAGCAAUCCCUAAAAGAUCAAGUUGCCUGGGAAUGCAUUGAUGACAAUACAAUUGUCUUGAAGCCAUUAUCACAUGAUCGAUCUAGUUCAUCAGUUCAAUAUACUUUUGACAAAAUAUUUGGUCCUACAUGCCCAUCUGAAGUUGUGUAUGAAGAAGGAGCUAAGGAAGUUUCCAUGUCAGCAUUGAGAGGAAUCAAUGCUACUAUUUUUGCUUAUGGACAGACAAGUAGUGGUAAAACAUACACCAUGAGGGCGAUAACCGAGAGUGCCGUUAAUGACAUCUACAAACAUAUAGAAAAUAACUCAGAUAGGGAAUUUAUUAUCAAAAUCUCUGCAUUGGAGAUUUAUAACGAGGUUGUGAGAGACCUGCUAAAGCCUGAUUCUGGGCCUUUAAGGCUUUUAGAUGACCCUGAGAAAGGAACCAUCGUUGAGAAACUAGAGGAAGAAACUGCAAGAAACAUAGAGCAUUUACGGCAGCUCAUUGGCAUUUGUGAAGCUCAGAGGCAGGUUGGCGAAACUUCCUUGAAUGAUGCUAGCUCAAGAUCUCACCAAAUAAUCAGGCUGACAAUUGAAAGCAGCCUCCGUGAAAAUUCUAGUUGUGUAAAGUCUUACGUUGCCAAUUUGAACUUCGUAGAUCUUGCUGGUAGUGAGCGGGCAUCUCAAACUAAUGCUGAGGGUACUAGGCUGAAAGAAGGUUGCCAUAUAAAUCUUAGCUUGCUGACUCUGACAACCGUUAUCAGAAAACUGAGCGAUGGAAAAAAAUCUGGCCAUGUACCAUACAGGCAGUCCAAGUUAACACGUAUCCUGCAACUAUCUCUUGGAGGGAAUGCAAGGACGGCAAUAAUAUGUACAAUGAGUCCUGCACUUAGCCAUGUUGAGCAAUCUCGCAUCACACUCUCCUUUGCUUCCUGUGCAAAGGAAGUUAUGACCACAGCACAAGUUAAUAUGGUUGUGUCAGAAAAGCAGUUGGUUAAGCAGCUGCAGAAGGAGGUAGCCAGACUUGAAGCAGAACUGCGCACUCCAGAACAUUCUGCACCCUCAAAUUCUGAAGCCAUCCUAAUGGAGAAGGAAAUCCAAAUCAAGAAGAUGGAAAUGGAAAUGGAAGAGUUGAAGCGGGAAAGAGAUAUUGCGAUGUGCCAAUUAGAUGAACUUCGAAGAAAAAUGGGGCAAGAUCAAUGUGCCAGCAAUGGGCGGCAUCCACUUGAAUCGUCACCUCGCCGGGUUGCUAAAUGUUUAACCUUUUCCGGUCAAUCAAGAAACCCUUUGAGGCAGUCAUCGACUGCGCCAUCCAUGCUUGUCCAUGAAAUCCGUAAGCUUGAGCAGUUACAGGUCCAACUUGGUGAGGAAGCCAACAGAGCUUUGGAAGUCUUGCAGAAAGAGGUGGCCUGUCAUAGGCUUGGGAACCAAGAUGCUGCCGAGACCAUUGCGAAACUCCAAGCUGAAAUAAAGGAGGUGAGGGCUAUUAGAUCUCUAACAACAAUAGUUGACAUCAGAGACAUGGCCAGCAACCCGAAGGCCGGCGCCAAUCUGAAAGAAGAGAUUACUAGACUACAUUCACAGGGAAAUACAAUUGCAAAUCUUGAGGAGCGGCUAGAAAAUGUCCAGAAAUCAUUAGACAAGCUAGUUAUGUCUCUGCCAAACAUCAAUUUUAGCAGCGAGGGCACUCCAAAACCACCCAAAACUACAUCUAAGAGGCGGAAGAUGCUUCCAUUGACUUCUAGUGGCAAUGCGAAUCGAUCACAUUUCAUAAGAACCCCUUGUUCUCCUCUCUCAUCAUCUUCUAGAAAGGUGCUGGAGUCUGAUAUCGAAAACAAGGCUCCAGAGAAUGAUUUCAUGUCCAAUGAAAAUUUUUCUGGUUCUGAAAUUGCCACACCAUCUAAGAGUGAAGAUGGAGGAGAUAUCUCAUCAAGAGAAGGCACACCAGGCUGUCGGCGUUCCAGUUCUGUGAAUAUGAAAAAAAUGCAGAAGAUGUUCCAGAAUGCUGCGGAGGAGAAUGUAAGGAGUAUAAAAGCUUAUGUCACAGAACUUAAAGAAAGAGUUGCAAAACUGCAAUACCAGAAGCAGCUUCUUGUUUGCCAGGUUCUGGAACUGGAAGCAAAUGAAGCUGCUGGUUACACUUUAGAUGCUGAUGAUGAGAAUGUUGCCGAGCUUCAUAACUCACCAGACACUUGGCACCUCAUUUUCCAUGAGCAAAUUCAGCUUAUCAUUCAAUUAUGGCAUAUUUGCCAUGUAUCAAUAAUUCAUAGGACACAAUUUUACUUGCUAUUCAGAGGUGAUCAAGCAGACAAGAUUUAUAUCGAGGUGGAGCUUCGACGACUGAAUUGGCUGAAAGAGCACUUUGCAUCUGUUGGCAAUGCUAGUUCUGCACAUUCUGGAGAUGAUUCUUCCGUUUCUCUAUGUUCAAACAUCAAGGCACUGAAGCAUGAGAGAGAAUUCCUUUCUAAAAGAAUGAAUUCUAGACUGACAGAGGAGGAGCGUGAGAGGCUGUAUAUAAAAUGGCAAGUACCCUUGGAAGGAAAGCAGAGGAAGCUUCAGCUUGUGAACAAGCUCUGGACAGAUACAAGUGACAGGACACAUAUUGAGGAAAGCGCAGAUAUCGUGGCCAGGUUGGUUGGGUUCUGCGAAGGUGAAAGUGUCACUAAAGAAAUGUUUGAACUCAACUUUGCCUUGCCAGAGAACAAGAAGCCAUGGCUGCUUGGUUGGGAGCCUAUUUCAAACUUUUUGAAACUGUGAUUGAGAGUUGGGUAAGUACAUUGAAGCCAUCUAAAGGUCAGUGGAUGCUUUGCGCUUGCCUGCUUCUUGGAGCAUAAAUGAAGAACAUUAAAGGUAUCGCUGUAAUCAACAAUGA
Messenger RNA from Dendrobium catenatum, 3020 nucleotides. Its product is annotated as kinesin-like protein KIN-7A. Gene Ontology annotation, molecular function: microtubule binding; ATP binding; microtubule motor activity. Bases 44 to 2905 code for a protein of 953 amino acids. The transcript has 14 exons. NCBI's taxonomy places the organism in Eukaryota, Viridiplantae, Streptophyta, Magnoliopsida, Asparagales, Orchidaceae. Gene Ontology annotation, biological process: microtubule-based movement. The record is from RefSeq and is a predicted model, not a curated record.